Molecule: messenger RNA, 802 nt
Organism: Naegleria gruberi
Lineage: Eukaryota; Heterolobosea; Eutetramitea; Acrasida; Naegleriidae
Exons: 1
Coding region: 1-411 (136 amino acids)
Molecular function (GO): protein binding
Source: RefSeq, a predicted model, not a curated record
AUGAAUCAAUUGCCAGAGGAAAUUAUUGCCGAAAUUUUCUCCUUUCUUCAUGCAAAGUUUGUCUUUUUGAUUACUUCGCAAGUUUGUAAGAGAUGGCUGGUUGUGAGAAGAUUAGUUCAUCUCCGAUUGAAGUUUACUUCAAAACAGGAAUUUUCUAAGUUAUUACUUGAUCAUCAGGCUGAUGAUUAUUAUUUUUCUAUUAAAAAGUUUUCGGCUGUUGGUUGUCAUUUAACAGAUAGUGAGAUUGAAAGAGUGUGUUCUUCCAUGAAUGCAAAUGCUUUGGAAUAUUUGAGUUUGAGAAGAAAUGAAUUCAGCUCGAGUGGUUUAAAGUUAAUUAUUGACAAAUUUUCAAAGUUAAAGUCUUUGGAUGUUAGAGAAUAUACGUCAAAUAUGAUUAUCAAUAUUUGUUAGAGAGCAGGGAAAGACUACCUAAUCUUGUCGAGUUGAAAGUUGAUUUUGCAUAUACUUCAUAUUUGGUAGAUAAGAUGCUUUCUAUCAAACCACAAAUUAGAUCACUGGCUAUAUACAGUGAUCGUUUUGAAAGAAUAUCACCUCUUCCCAGGUUGGAUUUUGAAAAUCUCGAAUCAUUAGAUUUAGAAGGAAAUAUCACAAUAGAAACAUCCAUUCUUCCUUUGGGAUUGAAAAAACUCUCCAUAACACACUGCUAUACUAAUAUUGAAAACUUUUCAGAAAACUUGGAGUAUUUGGCUCUUGAUGAUGUGCAAACUAAUGGAUUUGAGAAUUUUGAAAAGUGUGAAUUCAAAAAUCUAAAAUCACUUACUUUAAAUAAUAUGAGCAAACG